Molecule: messenger RNA, 3834 nt
Organism: Aspergillus mulundensis
Lineage: Eukaryota; Fungi; Ascomycota; Eurotiomycetes; Eurotiales; Aspergillaceae
Product: translation initiation factor 3 subunit CLU1
Exons: 3
Coding region: 1-3834 (1277 amino acids)
Biological process (GO): intracellular distribution of mitochondria
Cellular component (GO): cytoplasm
Molecular function (GO): protein binding; mRNA binding
Source: RefSeq, a predicted model, not a curated record
AUGGCACAGACCAAUGGUGAGAUGGAGCACUCAAAAGGUUUGUUGCCAAUGGGAGACAGGGAACAUCAAGCUCAUCUAUUAGCAGAAUCUCCAGAGCAAUUCACCAACGGAAAUGACCAGGAGGGUGUCCAGGAGGACGAUGGCGCUGGCGGCCUCUUCCAGAUCUCUGUGAAGCUUCCUCAUGAACCCUACAAGAUCCAGGUGAUGGUUUCCAGCCAAGAACAAGUCCAGGAUGUCCGUCAAUCCAUCGUCGAGCUGCCCGGCACAUUCCAAUACACCUGCUUCCAUCUCGAGUUCAACGGAGACCGCAUCAACGAUUUUGUCGAGCUGUCCGAGGUUCCCGGUCUGCAGGCCGACUCUGAGAUCGUCCUGGUGGAGGAUCCUUACACUGAGAAGGAUGCCCGUAUGCACGUUGUUCGCCUGCGGGAGUUGCUUGGAGCUGCCGGAGAUCGGGUCGACACCCUCAACGGUGUCAAUGCUGGUCUGUCCCUGCAUGACUCAAUUGCUGCUCAGGUUGGCGGUGAGAAAUCAGAAAAGGAGCACUCGCUCGCCAAGUAUGAGAUCUCUGGUUCUUCUUCACUGAAGACCAUUCUUCCCAGGUCGGAAGCACCCGCCCCCAAGACUGUCAAGUCCAUCUCCCUAUCUCCUUGGAACCCGCCGCCUUAUCACCUCCGCCAGAAGGGACACUUGCUCUACCUCCAGGUGACUACCAACGAGGGGGAGCAGUUCCAGGUCACCUCCCACGUUUCUGGAUUCUUCGUCAACAAGUGCUCUAACAGCAAGUUCGACCCCUUCCCCAAGACCGUCCCUAAGAAGGGCAGCGCGCAUUCGCUUCUCAACUUGAUCUCCCAGCUCUCUCCUUCAUUCGAAUCCGCUUUUAAGGAACUGCAGGAAUCGAACAACGAGAAGGACCUCUUGACUACGUUCCCCUUCCAGAACUCUAUUCCUUGCAGCCCAUGGCUCGUCGCGCCUCCGACUUCCAACGUCAACGCUCACCAGCCCGAUAUCACACGGUCUCAGGAAAACUAUCUCAUUUCUGGUGUUGACAACGCUGAGACAUUGCGAGACUGGAAUGAAGAGUUUCAAACCACCAAGGAACUGCCCCGCGAGACUGUUCAAGACCGUGUCUUCCGCGAGCGACUCACAUCCAAACUCUUUGCUGAUUACAACGAGGCUGCUGCCCGCGGCGCUGUCCUAGUUGCGCGGGGAGAAGUUGCUCCUCUCAACCCCACCGAAGCCCAGGACGCCCAGAUCUUCGUGUACAACAACAUCUUCUACUCCUUCGGUGCUGAUGGCGUUGGUACAUUUGCCUCCGAAGGCGGCGAUGAAGCUGCGCGUGUGGCCGUCGGCAAGGAUGUUCUGGGCAUCAAGGCUGUCAACCAGCUUGACAUCAACGGCCUGUUCACCCCUGGAACCAUCGUGGUUGACUACAUGGGCAAGCGCAUUGUGGGACAGAGUAUCGUUCCUGGUAUCUUCAAGCAGCGCGAACCAGGCGAGCAUCAAAUCGACUACGGCGGUGUUGAGGGCAAGGAUGUCGUCGCUACCCACCCCGAUUUUGUCUCUGUCUUUGAGAAGCUUUCCAAGGCUCUCAGGAUCAAGAAGCACGCCGUGUGGGACAAGGAUAACCAGCGCCACGAUCUGGAGGGCAGUGUGGAGACAAAGGGUCUUCUCGGUACGGACGGCCGCAAGUACGUUCUUGAUCUUUACCGCGUCACUCCGCUCGAUGUGGAAUGGAACGAGGAAGAGGGCAGCGAUGCCUACCCUCACCGCAUGUCGGUUCUGCGAUUGGAGUUGGUUGAGUCUUACUGGAGGGCCAAGAUGAGCCAGUAUGUCAAGACCGAAGUCGAGCGCCGUCGUAGCGCCAAGGCUGAGGAGGCUUCUGAGAAGGAAAAGUCUUCUGAAGCUACCGAGUCCAAGGAGGAGGGUAAGGAAGAGGGAUCUGAAGAGAAGUCCGAGGAGGCUCUGGAUCAGGAGCGUGUCGACAUCUCUGGAUUCUCCCUUGCACUCAACCCUGACGUUUUCAGCGGCCAGGUUCCUCAAACCGAUGAGGAGAAGCAGCAGUGGGCUCAGGACGAGAAGGAGGUCCGUGAUGCCUGCGACUUCCUGCGGUCUAAGGUUAUGCCAGAGUUGAUCCAGGACCUGCACGAUGGUGACGUGGGCUUCCCUAUGGACGGCCAGUCUCUUAGCCAGCUGUUGCACAAGCGUGGUAUCAACAUUCGCUACCUGGGUAAGUUGGCCAACUUGGCCAAGGAGAAGGGUUCUCGCCUCGAGGCGCUCUCCACUCUGUUGGUCCAGGAGAUGGUUGCGCGUGCCUUCAAGCACAUCGCCAACAAGCACCUUCGCAAUGUUCCUGCGCCAUUUACUGCUUCUUGCGUUGCCCACCUUCUGAACUGUCUCCUCGGUGCUGAUGUCAAUGCGGCACCCCGUGCUGAGAUCGAUUCUUCUCUCCGCGAGAUUUACCCCGAGGGCGACUUCUCUUUCGAGAAGAUCUCUCCCGAAGCUCUCCGGGCAGAGAUCGAGAAGCAGGUUACCCUGAGGUACCGCUUCACUUUGGAGUCCCAGUGGUUUAACUCUUUGCGCCACUUGCAGCUGCUUCGUGAUGUCGCUGUCAAGCUUGGUCUCCAGCUUGGUGCUCGUGACUUUGCUUUUACCAAGGCACAGGCUGAGGGUCUUAAGAAGCUCCUGCCUGUUACCAACGGUGUUAACGGCGCUGGACAGGACGAGGGCAGCAAGAAGGGGAAGAAGAAGAACAAGAACGGCGACUCUGGCUCCCCGGCUCGUGCCGCUGCUGUCGAGAAGGCGACUGUCACUUUUACCCCCGACGACAUUGUCAACAUCGUCCCAUUGGUCAAGGAUGCCUCUCCACGGAGCUCGCUUGCCGAGGAGGCUUUGGAAGCUGGACGCAUCUCCCUCAUGCAGAACCAGAAGCAGCUUGGCCAGGAACUCAUCCUCGAGUCCCUGUCUCUGCAUGAGCAGAUCUACGGUAUCCUCCACCCCGAGGUUGCCAAGCUGUACCACCAGCUGUCUAUGCUCUACUACCAAACGGACGAGAAGGACGCCGCUGUUGAGCUGGCUCGCAAGGCAGUCAUUGUCACCGAACGCACUCUUGGUGUGGACUCCGCCGACACCAUCUUGAGCUACCUCAACCUCAGUCUCUUCGAGCACGCUUCCGGAAACACCAAGGUUGCGCUUGCGUACAUCAAGCACGCCAUGGACCUGUGGAAGAUCAUCUUCGGUGCCAACCACCCUGAUUCCAUCACCACCAUGAACAACGCUGCGGUGAUGCUCCAGCACUUGAAGCAGUACACCGACUCUAGAAAAUGGUUCGAGGCUUCCCUGUCGGUCUGUGAGUCCCUCUUUGGAAAGCAGUCCAUCAACACCGCGACGAUCCUGUUCCAGCUCGCCCAAGCGUUGGCCCUUGACCAAGACUCCAAGGCUGCUGUUGGCAAAAUGCGCGAUGCGUACAACAUCUUCCUCAGCCAGCUCGGUCCCGAGGACCGCAACACCAAGGAGGCAGAGACCUGGCUUGAGCAGCUCACACAGAACGCUGUCUCCAUCGCUAAGCACGCUAAAGACAUUCAGGCCCGCCGCCUGCGUCGUAUCAACAUGGGCACCCGGACACUUGGCACACAAAUCCAACCUCAGGUUGGCCAGUCUGCAGCGGACGUCUCUGCCCCUAGCCAGGCCUCUAGAUCUGGCAUGGACUCGAGGAACAUCGAUGAGCUGUUGAAGUUCAUCGAAGGCGGGGACACCAACUCUUCAUCGAGGACCAAGCAGAAGAAGCGUGCUGCCGCCAGCAACCCUAAGCUUCGUGGAAAGAAAUCCUCCGCUUAA